CUUCUUCGUAACAGAGCAAAGACUCUCUCUUUCUCUCUUAAAGUGACUGUUGCAUUUGGCCUUCCCCGCGUUAAGGAAAGAUCAUCAUCACCAAGAAAGCAAUUUCGUCUGUGGAAUUGAGCAGGAGAUCCGGGGGAGAGGCAAGAAUAACGAAGGCAAUGGAGAGGAAUCACUCUAAGAAGAACGUCGCCUCUGGAAAUUCUGAAGCACGUCCGGAAAUGCAGACAAAGUUUGAGGGAGGAACAGCCAUUGAUGAAGAAGACACGGACGAACUUUCUCAGAAGUUCCAAUGCAUGGCUUUUCGAACGCCAAAAAGAGAAAAGAACGUUUCCCGGAGGCAAGUGCAGGACAUGGAAGAACAGCCAAGGGCAGGGUGGGAACUAGACUUCCUAAUCGAAGAACAGCUGGGCCGGUUCUAUGACUGCAACAACCGGGUAAUGAACCCGGCCCGGCUCAGCGACGUGGCCAAAAUGCUCGUGCCCGAUUCAACUCCACCCCUCGAGCUGGCCUGCGUAGGCUGGUUCGGCGAUUGGAGGCCCUCCAUCAUCUUAGGCCUCCUUCAUGGGCUGACACGUUCCUCGCUGCUGGUGACCAACCCGGGUCAGAUCGAACGGACCUUAAUGCAGUUGAUCCGCGAGGUCAAGAUCGAGGAGGCGAUCAUCGAUGGGGAAAUGGCUGAGAUUCAAGCCACGUGUGUUCUGAGGCUUCCGUUUGCUGGGCAAAGUAAGGGACUUGGUGCUGUUUCCGCAUUGAGGUCAGUUUAUUCUGAGUUCAAGAAGAUCAAGCAGGUCAUCAACAAGGCGCAACAGCUCAGGUUCAGGACAUUGGAGCUGGUGGCCCAGAAAAUCCUGGACCCAACCGAUGCAGCAGCCUUCCUUGUCGCAUUCGAGAAGAUACAGCGCGGGCUUCACCAGUUCGCAGCCGAACAAGAGUCUCGAAAAGGUCCCAUAACCGUGUCUACCAGGGGGUUGAGGUCCAUUUCUAAGAGAGAGUGUGGGAGUGAGAGCCCACACAGAAGUGUCAAGUCCAUCGACAAAAGGCUGCUGAAGAAUGCUAGGAAAGACUGCAGAGGAAGAUACCCAACCCAUGAUGAUGGUACGGCUCUAGCUCGGUUCAUUGAAGAGCUGCAGUGUGAAUUGCGAGAGCAUUGCACCCAAAGCAGGAAGAUGUAGCAUCAGGAAGAUGAGACUAGGAUCAGGGAAGAGUUGGGUCAUUCUGAUUGCUGAGCUGAUUCUAAGACAUUGUAGGCAAUCGGUUGCGGAUUCAUGUUACGUACUUUAUUACACGUCGUUUCUUUUUAGGUGGCUCCAAUUUAGCGAGUCGGGUCAAUCGGUAACCUCACGGCCAGGCAAUGUGGACCAUUGUCCAUCUACAUAUAGUUUGAGGAGCUCUUGUGGCGUAUCGACUUUGUGGAACAUAGGUUUUGCACUAUAAUACUCUUCUUCCACCCCUUAGUUUUGAGCAAUGGGCUUUGAACGUCUCUCUCCGUCGACGUAGUUCGCCGAA
Messenger RNA from Syzygium oleosum, 1506 nucleotides. RefSeq lists its product as uncharacterized. The coding region runs from base 159 to 1172 and encodes 337 amino acids. The transcript has 4 exons. The record is from RefSeq and is a predicted model, not a curated record. Gene Ontology annotation, biological process: DNA-templated transcription. Gene Ontology annotation, molecular function: sequence-specific DNA binding. NCBI's taxonomy places the organism in Eukaryota, Viridiplantae, Streptophyta, Magnoliopsida, Myrtales, Myrtaceae.